GCUCUGAAACCGCGAACAGUAGUAACGGUUUUCCUCUGAAGAUGAUAUUCCUCAAAAAUAUCCAUGAAUUUGGCUGAAGUCGUAAAAGAAUCGAAGAGGAGGGACAUUAGAGGCUCCAGGAAUGACAGAGCGAAAAUUUACGACGCUAAGAAAGCGUCUAGAUCAGCUCGGUUACAGACAGCCACUUGGAAUCGAAUCUGUUCCGCUGGUCGAGAAACUGUUCAGCGAUCUUGUUCAUACAACAGAAAGCUUGAAAAAUCUUAAACUCCAAGUAGGUAGACAGGAAAAGGAGAAGACUGUCUACGAGGAUAAUGUUGAGCCAUACAGGAGCGAUAAUGCCAAACUUGUAAAGGAGAACAACGAACUUCAUUUGCAGCUCAUAAAAUUACGAGAAGAAACUGAUCAAAUUAUCAGGGAUCUCAAAGCCAGCGUUCGAAAGCUAGAGCACGAAAAUGCCGACCUGAAAUUUUUAAAUACCCAAUAUGUACAUAAAGUUAAAGCCUUGGAGAAGGAAAACAAGGCGAAGACCGAUAGAAUACAAGACUUGCAAGAGAAAAAUUUACACGCAGUCGUGGAAACCCCUGGUGGUCGAAGGAAGCAAAUACCGCUUCGUCGACAGCGAAUGGACAUCGAAAGUACGGUUUCUCCUGCUCGUAGCUUGCCUGGCGAGAAAGACGAUUUACAGGAUCCAUAUGUCGCUGACUUAUUAAACGUGGCUGAUACAAGAAUAGAAGAACUACAGGAACAAGUCUCUCAUCUUGAGGACGAGAAGUCGAGUACGGAAAGACGAAACAAAAGUCUACGAAAACAGGUAAGAACCAUAAGCUUAAUUUGAGCUAAAUUUAAGCUAAGUAGGAGACUUUCAAAUUGCAAAAGCUCUCUGUCGCUGUAGAUGCCCUGGAAGUUAGUUUAAAGCCACCUCUGUUUUGCGCUUCACAUAUUAUUUUGUUUUUCUCAUAGUCAAUUAUUUAUUCUUAUAUUUAGCAUCCUUUGUUGUAUGGUAUACAUGUCGUCGAUAUAUCUCUUUCCCAGCUUGCAUCUUUUGACUACCUUAUGCUCAAACACUACCUCAUACACUUGCCCGUGCUCGGUAUCAAGAAUGUCAACAGAACUACAGGAUCUGAUAGGUGUUUAACACUAGGCCAUUUAAUUAAAUUAUUUUUAUUUCCUUUUGACUGAGUGUCUUUAUUCAAUUAUAUACUUGUUCUGGUUAUUUUGCUUAUCACAAGGUUAAAAUUUUUAUCCUUCUGAAAUAUUCAAAAGAAAAAUAAAUGUUAAUUUUUUUUUAAUUUUCUAAGAUUACUUUCAGUUAAAAUUUUGUCUCAAAAAAGAAUUCUUUUGCUAAUAAUGAAAAAAUAUAUAAUAAUGUUAAUAUUGUAUCAAAUCAGGCUACUGAAGUAAAUAUUUUACUUUCUACUGUGAAAGUUAUUAAUAUUACUUUAUAGCAGUGUUUUCAGUAAAUUUUUGAGUAGGUGUUUGUGGUUUUUAACAGUGACAGAAGUGGGUGGUUUAGUGAUAGCAAUAAUUUUUGAAAGAGUGGAUGGUAAAUUGAAUGCAUCUUAAUCUAGUAAAUAUCUGCAACAGCUGAACAAUUCCACCUGCAAACCUGGUAAUGGAAAAGCUCCACAAGAAUUCACAAAUUGUUUUAUGUUUGCUUAAACUGCUUUUCCUUGUAGUUAAGUAAUUGGCGCUAAUGGAUAUUGAAAAAUGAAAUGUGAAAACUGCCACUCAGUUGUCGCUGUUCAUAAUUGAGACUUGCUCUUGGUUAAUGGAUACUCUCUUGUAGCUGACAAGCUAAUCAUGAAAGUGAGAAAUUGUAGUUGCUGGAAAUAUUUUUAUGCAAUAAUUCUUUGUUAGUAGGAUGCCUCGAAUGGGUGCAAUUGCACAUUUGGGUUUAGCUCCAUUAAUUAAUUAAUUAAUCCUGAUCCUGGAAUUUGGCAGAAUGAGGUCACAAGUGGAGGUUUAAAUGACCUUAGAACAUUCACUUCCCAUCCAAACCACACUUUGUAAACAUGUCUCACAUCCCUCUUUUUUAUCAGCUUACUCUGCUGAACUGCUUUGUCUUAGGAAAAAAAUCUUUACCCCUGUCAUUGCUUUCAGUAGCACUGACGAGCAACAAAAAGUGAUGGCUAUUUGGUCAGAGAAUUUGGCUACUUUUUGCCCCCUAAACUGAAGUAAUAGAAGUUUAGGAUUGUUUAAAACCUUGGACUUUGAGAAACAGUCAGUUGGUUAGUCAACCCUAAAGCCACUGCUUACUUCAAAUAUUAUUGAAACCCCUGCAAAGGAAUUCAGAAUUUCUGAUAGCCAGCCAAACAUUAUGAUACCAGGGGGUGCAGUGUGCAAAGAAAGCCCUGUCCGAUAGCCUGGGGUUAGUGGAUUUUGCCAUUGGGCUGGCAAAUUCUGUUCUUAAUUUGCAAUUGCUAAGGCAUCAUGUCCUUGAAAAGUCCUUCAAAAUUGAAACAUUGUGGGAUAUCCUUGAAAAAAAAUAACCUUUGUUAAAAAAAGUGUUUUUUGUGCAAAGGAAAGAUUGAAAGCACAGCAGUACGCAAAUUUUAUUGGUGAUCAUGAAAGUGUUUUUGCUUAUGAUUUCAAAGUUCCUGUCAUAGUUCAUUUUCCAUUAUUUGAAGUACCCUAGUAACCAUGCCUUUCUGGGGGAAGGCAAUAAGCAAACCCCCCUCCAGCUACGAAUUCUGAAGGUCUUUACCUCAUGCCAUGCUAUGUCAACUUACAGGGAGAAAAAGUCCUCGAAAAAUCUUAUUCCUUGAAAAGUCCUUGAUUAUUCCUCCCAAAUUCUGUAUGAACCAUGCCUCAGGCAUGUGAAGGUUUUUUGUGGAAGUUAUAUUGGAGGAGGACUGUAAUCAAUCCAGCUCGUCAAGAAAUUUUCUUGGGCUUGUCUAAAUGCCUCUUGGGCUAGAACAUGCUAGCUACAGCUUGCCCGAAUGGCAAGCUGUAAAACUGACUUUAUUUGCACCCUGGGAGGGAUAAAGGGUCCAAACCAGAGAACCUUCUGUGGUUGGGAUAUGAAUGUUCACAGAAUAAGACAAUUUUUUCCACCACAACAGACUCUGGCAAAUAAUUGUUUCAGAGAAUAAUGUAAAUAUUCUUUGUGGUAAAUGUUAGAGUACCUGGGGUUUCCAUAAAAGCCUGUAACCAGUACUCUAAGUGUGUUGCUUCUUGCAAGACCUCUUUACUUCUUUCUGUUCAUGCCUUAAUUGCUUAUAAGAUUUAUGGUGGAAAGAAACAACAAUGAUUGAAAUUAUUUACAAAGUAAAUCUCAUCACUUGUUCAUACAGUGGACAUAUUGGGCGAUAAUUAAAAGUUAUUUGCAGCUCUGGUACUGGUAUUGCUUACACAUGUAAGUCAUUGAAAGCCCUGAACUAUUUGUAAUCUGUCUUAGUAGGAGAGGUAUUCGCUGAUAUGAUAACUCUGAUUGAAUUGUGCAAUCAUUGACUGAGGGUAACAUUGAAUAUGCCAUACAGUUCCUCGAUUAACUGCAAGUAACAGGCUGACUAAAUUCAGUUUUUUGUUACUUUCCAAAUCUAGGUGGAAGCUCGCGAUAAAGAAAUUGAGAGGCUUAACAGGCUGCUUGAUGGGGGUCGUCCGGUGGAAGCAGUCCUCAGAGAUGGAAAGAAAGACAGUAGUGAAAGAGUUGUAGCACACCUCAAUGUUCAGGUUACUAUUUGCAUUUUUUAGUUUUGAAAUUUCUUCAACUACAUGUUUGAACUUUUCUUCAGACUGUGGUUUUACAUCUUCCAUACACUGUAGUUUGGGCUGCCCAGGCAAUCCAAGCUGACAUUUAUUGUUUUACUGCCACAGCACAUAGUCUUGAAUAAAAACCAUUAGUGCAGAAAUUUCAUAUAAAGAUCUCCGAUCAAUUAAGUGUAUCUUACAGUGUACAUGUUAAACCUCGAUCACCGUAAGACAAAAUAAAGAAAUCGCUAUUUAAUUAACUAGCGGUGACACCAUUCCUCAUCGUACAAUGUGGAAUCAAAACGACCUGUUAUAUCUAAUGCAUCAGCACGCUGGGCGCUGCUGUAAUUGACUGACGCAUUACAUCCCAAGGAAAACUAGCCUGCGAAGCAGACGUCGAAAGGGUUAGGGGAUAGGGAGGAAAAAGGAGGGGGAUUGGGGAGAGAGGGUCUUUCGCGCUUUUCUCUCUCCCCCCAGCCCCUCCCCUUUUUGUGCCUGCCACGCAAGCUAGAGGAAAACGUCCUGAGAACAAAAGUACAAUAUUUCCCUCACUAUAAUACCAAUUAAAUGCAAUGCCUUUAACAUAACGAACUGACUGUAAAAUAGAUAUCACAGGUCGUGGUAACUGAAGUAAUAAAUACUACAGUACUGUACACGGAGGUGAAAAUUAAAUAGGCUAUAAAUGUUCAAGCUUAGAUACAUUGUAGGUUUUUAGCCCCUUGUUUUCUCUUCGCUAGGUUGACUACCUUCAACAAGCUAAUCGUGAUUUAGAAAAACAGUUAAAGGAUUCAAUAGAACAGCGUGCUGAGGCCACAAAGCUAGCCAAUGAGCUUGAAGCAAGGAAUGCAGAACUACUCCUGGAGCUAAAAGAUAUCACCAGAAUGUCCAAAAGGCAAGAGGAGGAUAGCCAAAGAGAUAACAUUGUUAUACGCUCUGAGUUGGCGGAAACAAAGGUUUGUAAAAAGGAGAUCAGAGGCGUAACUGAACUUUCCGUUCUUACAAAAUUUGUAACGUUUCCCCCACAUUUCCCAGUUCCAUUACAGUCAACUCUGACCUUGCUGGCUCCCCGAUAAUACAGACAACAGCUAGUUUCCGGAAAAGAUUACAGACAUUCGACUGAAAUAAACUUACGGACACUAUUCGUCCUAUUCGUCUCUUACCCUUCUAUAGCGGACUCUCGCUAGUAAAGGCACUAAAUCUGGGCCCCCUUAGUUAACAUUGGACCAGCUCAACAAACCUUUUCGUCGUUUUCUUUAAGCUGAAUCUGUAAUUAAGUAAAUCAAUUCAGUAGUCUUUACUUAACUUUGAACCAGUUAUUUCUGUUUGUUCAAUUAUUAGGCUGUACUACAAAAUCUUCAUCACCAAGAAGGCGUCAAUAGAGCGGAGAUGCAGGAACUUCGAAAGGUGAUUGUCUCUUGUUGAACUGCUUCUGACGGAAUAGUUUUAAAGUCAGGUCCUAGUCAGUGUAGUUUUCUACGCACACUCAGCCAAAAUUAGCAAAGCCUGAAACAUGAUCUUUUUUUUGCAGAACUGAAGAGAAACACUAAGGCGUUUCUCGUUUAUCUAUGUCUUCCUUAUUUCCAAAUUAGCUGGGACGAAUUGAUCGCAUGGAGAAAACAGUUUGUCAGGUUACCCGGCCUGUAACCUGCAGCUGGGUCCCUUUUCUCUAGAGGGUCUACCGUAGACUUCAGCUUAUAAGCCCCACAGUUAUUGGCCCAUCUAGCUGUAAGGAAAAAAAAUACAUCCUUUUAUAAGCCCCCCUCCAGCUUGUAUUGAAAUGAAUUUGGUUUUUGCGACGUUUUGAAGCCUAAGAAAGCGAUCGAAUGCAAAAUGUAUUUUGAUCAGCACUGCCGUGUAGCUUAUAUCCUGCGAGCAAGCUCUCCGGGGCGCUCUGGCGGCGGGGCGGGAAAAGGAAAGAGAGCUUGCAACUUUGCAACUAAUUCCACCUCCAUUUCCCCUGUGGCUCCCAGUCGACUGAGCUGUCAUAUUUCCGCUAAUCAGCGCGAAGCGGAAACGAGUGCGAAUGUAAACAAACGUUGAAAAAUACGUGCCAAUCAUCUCCGCCAAUCAUGUAGCAUUUCACAUCUACUUUUCGAUGCAGAUAUUCAAAUUCCAGAGAGGCAGUGCAAGCUCUCCUUCCUUUUCCCGCCCCACCGCCAGAGCGCCCCGAAGAGCUUGCUCGCAGGCUCUGUAGCUUGUUUUGAAACGCUUUUUCAGCACUGUUAUAAGCCCCCUGCUCGGAUAUAAGCCCUUCUAAAACCCAUUACGAAGUUGUAUAAGCCCAGGACUUAUAAGCAGAAGUUUACGGUACUCUACUGCCUCUUCCCAAGACUUUCGGAGACUUUAUAGGGUGGGGCAUUUUUCGCCGCGUUGAAGUUGUUUUCCAAGUUAAAAAAUCAAGACAGAUAUAAUAGAGCUGGCACUAAUUUGCUUUCAGGAACGGCAGCGUCUUAUGGAAGAGAAUGAGCGCUUGGCAGUGUUGGUGGAUAACGCUAAUGAAGAUGUCAGACAUGUUACUGAGUUACUGGACAAAACAGACAAGGAGAAAAAACGUCUUUCAGAAAAGAACGCACAGCUUACAGUUAACGGUAUGAGUCACGUGUGUUACCUACCUCCCAUCAUCCUUCCGUGCUGGUGCUUCCGCAUUUGCAUGUUUUCCAAGCGGCAUGCGUUCAUGUAAUUAUUGUGUUCUUUUUGUGAGUUAAUGACUGCUAUUCAUCAGAGAGCUUUAGAUCCUGAGACAAGGACGAACACGAGUACGAGAUUUUCUCAAUACUGAGUAUUGCUCACACGUGAUCUAGCGGCAUUUUGGCGGGAAAACGUGAUAGCCGUCGUCAUUCUACUACGAGUUUUAGCGAGAAUGUCCUAGUGGCGGGAACAAGUUAUUAAAUGUAAGAAGUUUUAUCAUUUUGCUAUCAGGAGAAGGCUUAACCUCCUUCAGUAUAAAUAACAACACUAACUUUUUUGGUGAAAAAAAAAGUAAAAUGAAGCUUUCCGGGGUGUCGUUUUGAGAAUGUGCGCAAAACUUUAAGUUAAAUCUCGUACUCGUACUCUUUCUCGCCCUCAAAUCUAAAGCUCUCUGUUGUAAAGUUAAGUUGGCGGGAUGCCUAGCUUAUCAUCUCCUAUCGUGGAGCUGUUUAAGCUACCAGAGGAAUUACCUCAAGUCCAUUCAGAGUCUGGUUUUUAUCCUGAAAGAAUGUCGAAGCUGGAUAUGAAAACCAAAUGCACCAUGCUGUAGCGUAGACGUGCCCUUUUCGGGGAAAAUAGUAGCCUUAGAAAACAGCCGACAUUUCGUGACACCACCAAUGGUUUUCCCGCGAAAUGACGACUGAGUAACGACUGAAGAAAUUCCAUACUGAUGACGUGUCACUACCCAGAUCUGGGUAGUGCGUCUGAUUGGUUGAAACAAAUUUCUCUUGCAGCGCGACUAAUCAGAAGCAUUACCCAGAUCUGGGUAGUGACAACGCGUCAUCUGGGUGGAAUUUCAGCAAACUCUCCUCAGAUGCCAUUCUAGUGGUCGCGUCGCGAAAUAUCGGCUUAUUUUCUCAGGCUAGGAGUCUCUGAAAUCAUUAAUACUUCGUAUCUUUUUUUUCCAAUUAGAACGCGAGCUUGUGAUGGAUCUGGAAAGACUUAAGCUGGCUAAAUCUGUUAAACCCAAGAGGAGUCGAGAUAAGGUAAUUAACUUGUAGCCAAGGAUUUACUGCAGGUUUAUUUAUUAGCAGGGUGUCGGUAAUGGAACGAAAAGAAACUAGAAAACUCGAAUACAGGGAGCAAACUAAUCAUAAAUAACUACUAAAAUUAAAUAUCAUAUAAUAAUCCACUGAGUUACAUGUUAUAAAACUACAAUUAAAUUAACCACGGACUGAACAUUACACAUUGGAAAAAAGCAUGGCUAAAAAUGUAGGUGGUUAUAAGAUACGACUUAAAGGUGCUUAGACUUGGCUUGCCUCUAAUGGUGGCAUGAAGGGGGUUUCACAGCUUUGGGCCACGGAUCAUUAUCUCCGCACUGUGCAAGAAAGUACUAAUAAGCUGAUCUUAAAAACCAGAUGGUCUUUAAAUAUGUAAUAGUUCAGAGAGAUAUAUAGUCUAUUACCUUUCUUCACGGACGCCCUCUCUAGGAAAUUUCUGUUAUGGACAGUAGUCCUCUUUGUCCCAAAGACACCAAAAUUCAUACAAUUUCUACCUUUAUGAUGCGGACGUAAACCUCUGUAGUGCGGAAUCUUCGUUCGCCUCAUGUCUUUCAGAGCCUUGAAGACGAGAAGCAGUAUUUUGCACGUUAUUCCAGACUGCACAAGGAGCCAGUGAAGAUUACGUACUACUAUCUUAACCACACCCCUAUUAAUUUUCUACGUUUAGUCUCCAUCCAAGAUAGAAUCACUUGUGAACACGUUGGAGAAGGAGAGAGAUUACUACAAGGGCGAGUGUGAGUCGCUCCAGGACAUGAUGAGAAAGCGUUUGACAUCAUCAGAUUCCCCGACCACCAAACGAAAAGGAAAAAGUAAAGGAAAGGUAUAAACAAACAGAUGCAACUUAGUCUCCCAUUGAACACUCCCGAAGAUGAAGAAACAUCCCAGCAUGUAGACUUACCACAAGUCGGCCUCAUGAGUUUCUUGCCGAGCGAGGCGAGUUUUUUAGGGCGCGCAGCGGCCGAGCGAGCGACGAAGUCGCGAGAGGUCGAAAGCUCGAGAGGUCGUCCUCUUCCCGCGCCAUAAUCGGACGAAGGACUUUUUGAAAGUCUACCCAGCGUGCUAGAAAUUUCCAUUUCUCACCAGCCACUGUUCCCUGGCCAUUAAGCCUGACAGAGCUUCCCAUAUGAAUAUUAAUGGCGAGAUAAAAAGCAAGAUUGAGGUGCACAGGCUAUUACCAUUAGGUUUUCUACGCUCUGUUGUCGAGUCAACGUUUAAAAAAUAACGACUAAAAAUAACGUCUAAAAAAUAACGACGUGGUUCGAGUUUAUCUGUUUGUUCUUUACUAAGUAUUAAUAAAUUUUUGUCGAAUUAAUUUCUGUUUUUGAACCACGUGAUAACGCGGCCAUCCUGGAGGACAAGUAAUAAAAGUUUUCUCGAAGAAUUUGCGAGAAAACUGAGAGUUUAGCUCCCAGCGGAGGGAAAGACUUUUGUUCUGGUCCACCAGCAUGGCGUCCAUGACGUCUAUAGUUGCCGAGAACCAGCAAAAACAAGACAAUUCUUAGUCUUCCAAACAUUCUAUUUUUAUCUUUAUCGUAGAUGCUCGGUCACCUGGAAAGCAUGACGCAGCUGCUUCAGGAAGAAAGAGACUUUUACAAACGAGAGUGUGAACUGCUUAGGAACAUGAAGGAAAAGAGCGCUUUAAUGUCGCCUCCCACAAGAGAAAGGGUAAUGAACUAUUCUAUGUCGUUUGGGAAAUGUGAACGGAGGGCAAUCACAAUUCCCCCCUGUUUCAUCGUAAGCAUUUGUUUUCUAAUGUUAAUUCCCUUCUCCCUUUCCUGGAAAAUUUUUCUCUCUUUUUAUAAGAGAGAAAUGCUUACAGACCGACCAUGUGCUUGGCUUGCUUUCGAGAUCUUGCAAACCCCAUUUUUUUAAGCCUUUCGUAGCCUGUUCACACACCCUCUAUUUUUUCCUUGCUCCGAGUGUGUCCAUGAAAAUUCGCGCUCAUUUUCACGCUCUACGCUUGCUCUCGCCCGCUCGAAGAAUUCGUCGAAAAAAAACUCUGAGUAUUUUGUGGUCAUGUGAGUAAAAUUAUUUCACAGAAUCUUACGAAUACCCAGCCUGUAGCAAGGCUUUCUCUCUUGCCUCGUUUUCCGCUUGAAAUUCAGAAAUGAGCAGGCGAGAGAGGUGAACAGUGUUAUGUGGGAGUUCUUACAAUGACGUCACGGUUCACAGUAGAGUCCAGGCCCCAGUUGUUCAAAAGGUGGAGAGGGCCAUCCAACGGAUAAAAUACUAUCCAGUGGAUAGCGCACUUGGUUUUGGUGAUACUUAUCCACUGGAUAGUGAAUUAUCCGGUGAAAAGCGCUAUCCAACGUUUGAGCAACCAGGUCCAAGUUUAACUGAAGCGAGAAGCUUUACUCAUGGACCAGGCUGGGCCGCAUCAUAAUUUAAACUAUUUUUUGCCCUAGGUAUCACGUGACAGCCCAAAUGAAACAAAUCGUUUGAGAAGAGAAAGAGACGAACUACAGUCUCUUGUGGAAAAGUUUGAGAAACAUCUUACAGAGGUACGAAGUUUAUUUAUACCCCGCGCAAUAUUUUACAGUUGGAGAUGCGGAUCUUAAAAUUAGGUAAAGGACUGCAAGAUUACUUUAUCUGAAACCUGAUUUUGAAUUGUAGCCACAGUCUUAUUUUACGUAAAAUAUAUUUCCGUAAACUAUGGCACCAGCUCGAGGCUCGGGGGUUUUAGUACAAUGAUUGUUUGAGUCGUCUGCACGAAUUCGCAAACACCCUGGAGAGCGGUUUGAGAAAGAUGCAGUUUCGGUGAACGGAUUCACUGGUUUCCUGUGAAUGGGCUCGAAUCUUGGCGUGACAAAAUAGUGAUUUUUUUGAGUCGUCUUCACAAAUUUGCAAAUCCGUAGGGUCCAAUAAGAAAAACACCCUGGAGAAUAGUUAAAAAGAUGCGGUUUCGAUGAACGGAUUCACUGGUUUUGUGACGACGGGGCCGAGGCGUGGGGUGACAAAAUACAGUGAUUUGUUUGAAGUUGUCCACCCAAGCCCUGAUCUCGUUUUGGAGCGGAAUCCGCGUGGGAGAGGUCUGUUCAUAUGGUGGAGGGUGCCGCUUGCGAUGCGCGUCGGACGCUGUAUGUUCGAAGUUUCCAACCUGGAGCCUGUUUGGUGCAUGUAUGUAAACCCUUGCGAUGACUGACGAUUUAAGUAUGAAAGGAUGAUGUUUGCAGAUUCUAAAGAAAGUUAACAUCUGGCCCCGUUUGCACAAUAGAUGGAUAGCUCUAUUCAGCAGAUAAGUAGGAAACCAAUUGCGUCAUCCCCUGGAUAGAGAUUUAUCCGAUAGAUAUAGUUAUCCUUCUUUUGAACAACUGGCGCUUGGUUAUCAGCCAUAUACAGGUUGCCCGGAAGAUUGGGUCAGCGUGUUGUCGAAUUGCACUCUGGGACUGUUUUUGGGAAUGCUAUCUCUUUUGUUAUUGGCUAUUACAUAUUUGCGUAGUAAACUGGGCCAAAAUAUUCGUCCCCCAAACAGUCCCACAGUGCAAUUCGACGCAACAACGACCCAGUCCCCACACCAACCUGCCAAUGGCCAACGAAACGAUCAUUGGUAUACUGCGGUCUGCUGCAACAUCCUCUAAACUUCCAGCUAGCCUGAAAGGGAGUUUUGCAAUUUAACCAUUUAAAUAUGACUUUCCUGCUUUAGAUUCAGGAGAAUGUGAAAACUCUAACGCAAGACAGGGAUAAUAUUCAGCUGCUUUACGAGCAGGCCACGGAUGAAAUCCAGAGAUUACGCCGCCAGGUGUCUCGAGCCCGGUCUCCUUCACCCUCUCGUGCUGCCUCGGCUGUCUUAGUCCGAGUGGAGUCUGAGAGAGACGCGGCCUUGGCAGACGUAAGGAGAAGUAAUAUUCAGCUUGACAACUUGGAAGACAAGUUGAAGGUUUGUUGCCGUGAAAAUCCGAUUCCCUCUGUCCGACUACGCAGGAUAUUGUUAACUUACCAGGGGAUCUCGCCAUACGACUCCCUCAAUUUUUUUUAGCUGCCACUUUAUUUUUUCCCGGGAAAAUGCCCCUUUUUUAUAAGGAAGCCCUGGCCAAAGGCCACAUUGAAAAAUACAGGUGUAUAUGUUCUUUUAAAAAUUUACCUCGUUAAUACGGUCACUUAAACCAAAUGUGCGUUAUAAAAGAAAUUUGAGUGGCAAAAGAAAGUGGAUCAUGAAAACUAAGCAACAAGGGAUAUUCCUUUUCAAUUGAAGGCGUACGUGAAAUGUCAUAUUGUUCAUCUCCAAAUAUACCUAUGUUCUUCAGUUGUCUUUACAAAUUCAGCAAUACUCUGUCCAGUAUAUAGCACCCCUACAAUAUCAAAUGGAAAAGAAAGAAUCAAUAACUGGAACGCUACUGCGCUGAUAGUCGGCCAUCUCGUUAACACGGACAAAUUCUUACGUCCCGUUGGUGGCCUGUUACUCUGUACGAGGGUCUGCGCCUGUUUCGUCUAAAUUUGUCUGAUCCCUUUUCUUGUCGUUUAGUCAAUCCUCCUUUUAAAUUAGCUGUGUACCCAAAUCCUUAUUCAGUGUGAAAAUCUACAACCGCAUUCUUUAUAGAAGAAUUAAGCGAGCGAACGAGAAACUGAAAUUGGGCAAAAAGAGCGGUCUAUUUAUAUUUAGGGACUUGUCAGAAAUUAGCAGGGGGGGAGGGGGUGGGAAUUUUAAAUGUGGGUUCGGAAAUGAGGUGACCCAUCCCUGCAAUGGGAGUGAAAUUUGCUAACCCUCCCCUUGACCCUGGCCUAAAAUAUCAUGACCCUCCCCCUCUUAUAUAAAUGAUAAAAUCUAGUUCUUGCAAUACACUAGGGUGAGUCAGUAUUAUGAAAGCUCAAAAUAUAUUUCUAAUCUAUUCUUUGUAAUGCCAUAUACAUACAUUUUAGGUGACAGCAUUAAGAGUCCGACACUCAUUCUGACAGCUGAUCACUCGACUCUCCUAUUUCUCCAAGGUUUUUUUUUUACAAAAUAAAGAACUUCUUAUUUCUUCUGUGAGUGAACCUCUACAUGAUCACGAACACAUAUUUGCAUGACCCUCCCUCUUUUAACGGUCCAUUUUUCAUGACCCCUCCCUUUUCUGCAGUCUCAAAAGGUUGUGACCCUCCCUCUGUUUCCACCCCCCUCCCCCUGCUAAUUUCUGACAAGUCCCUUAACUCUGUUAAUUUGGUUUUAGGGCGCAAAGGAUAGUGCUCUUCAAGAGCGCAGACGAUAUGAAGAUAAAAUACAAAGGUUGGAGACCAUGUUAGAAAAGGUAAUGACGGACGAUAUUAUCCUUAACAUAAAAUUUGUCACGGUCUUUGGGAUUACGAAUUUGUAAGGCAUAUUUGCGAAGGAAUCCUCCUCUGCAAGGAAGAUCAUCGCGGUUAAAAACGCAACAGUAGCGAAAAAAAGAAAGCCUGAAAAACUUCAGACUUGCCGGGAUUCGAACCCUGACUUGUGACCAGCUCCCAGUCUCGUUCCCAGUCGUCCUUGGCGAUUUCGGAUGUGACGUCACCUGUCAAGCUUGUCGGGAAAAUUCGCUAUCGCGCUCUGUUCCAAGCCUCCUCUGGUCACUCGGAUAGCGCGAACAGGCCUGGGUACGAGGCUGAUCAGCUCCCAGUUGGCUUGCUAGCUCAACUCAUCGUUAGAACGCUGCACCGGUAUCGCAGCAGAGGUCAGGGGUCGAAUCCUGGAAAUUCAGGCUUUCUUUUUACAACUGCAUAAGUUGCGUCUUUAACGGCGAUGAUCUUCUUUGCAUUUAUUUAUUCAUUCCGCGGUUUCAAUGCAUGAAAUUCACAUAAUUAUGUGAGCAAACGUGUAAACAGUACUGAAAACUGUGAGUAAUCAAAUGAGUAGUUUCUUUAAAGUUCAAGCAAAGAAACUAGGAAACCUUGCCAGGGCAAACUAUUUGCAUAUCCUGAUGACCAAACGCAGCAAAAGUUCCGUUUUUGUUAAUAGUCGUUUUUGUAUAGACGCGCUUGCCCGAAAAAAAAAAGAAAAAGAAAUAACCAAACUGACAAGAAAAUGUUUAUGGGAAAGGGCGAGACCUAACAGUGCUUCUAUUCAUUUAGGUCGAGGCAGACAGAAACGAGCUUCACUCCAGAGUGACGUCACUCAGAAACAUGGUGUCCGGUCUGGAGGACCAGUUAAAACAAACUAGUGCCCAGCUUUCCAUGGCAAAGGACUCGGCGCUGGAACUUGAAGCCGAGGUUAACAAAGUACAGUUAACAGCUGACCAGCAUCAACGCACCGUAGAAGACAUGGAAAGGAGGCUGAACAGAAGGGCGGGUGAACUGCAGGCGUCUGAAGAGAAAUGCGUGCAGCUGGAGCGAAGGAUAGGUAAACUCAAUGUAUAUGAUUAUGAAGUGGGUUUUGGUCUGAUGUCGUUGAAAUCGUAGUGAUUCAUUUGUGAUAGAGAUUUGGCGUGCAUUCCUCAAAACUCCAGAAGAAUUUUCGGGCCCGGUAAAGGUUUUUUCUCAUCGAUUUUUUAUGAUCCUUGGGAGUUAUUGUACAAAGUAGGUCAACAAACUUCUCGAGUUUUUUUUUAAUUUACUUAAAAUCACAGUUCUUCUAAUGAAAUUUGUGCACUUAAAACAGUUUUUGGGGAUCGAAAUGAUUUCGGGAGUUUUGAAAAACCGACUCUCAGGACGCGACGAUUCUAAAUGAUUUAAAAAUACAAGUCACUGCAAUUGAUACGUUCUUCAGAGUCUGCUCUUUUUAAAAUGUUUUGAGAUAGCCUGCGUAGCCGGGAGGAUUGUUAGCGCACGCAAAGUUUGGCAGUCAGGAGCUGCAAAGCCGCGUAGAAUGGAGUGUAAAAUAUUGUACAAGGUUUUGAGAAAGUUUCGAGGUCUUAGCAAAACGUUUCUCUGCCCGUAUGCCGUUUCAGUAGUUUUAGCUACAGGUGCUCUUACAUCGAAUCAGUUCACCAGCAUUCCAAAGGGCAAUGCGGUAUUCAUGUCUUAUAUAAUUAUAACAUGUUUUUUAGACGAAAUUGAACAGAGAAAUGCUGAGCAGAGUGUAGAGACAGCCGAAAUAAAAGCAACGGUGAAGUCUCUGGACCGAGAACGAGAUGAUUUAUCGCAGCAAGUGGACGAGAAAACCGAGGAAAUUAUGAAUCUGGAGGCAAGAAGAAUACAGCUGGUAUGUUGAGGUGUUUCUUCUACAACUGUGAGCUUUCGAUUAGGAAAUCUGGAUUCAGAUUUUGAAAUCCGGGUUUCGGAUUUUCAAUUGACUGCAUAAUCUGAAAGCGGAUUUCAACGCUGAACAACGGUCUCCAACUCGCAGUCAUAAUUAUAGCAGAAAAAAGACCACUGUUCACGAGACAGUUUUGCAAAUCCGUUUUUUCGGAUUUCCCAAACAAGCGGUAAAGAAAGAAAUGCAAAAUAUCCGGAUUUGGAUUUCAUAAUUGAAAUCCACUUUGAGGACGGAUUUCUCGGAAGUGAAAUCCGUUUUACGCGUUCGAUUGCAAAUCCAUAAUCCGGAUUUCAAGAUAUGCAUCCAGAUUUUCCAAUCGAAGGCAACCUUGGAUUCUUGAAAACGUCUUGAAACUGGCGAACCAGUUUUCCAGACCUGGAAAAAGUCUGGAAAAUAAAAUAAGAUAAAUUCUGGGAAAAAGUUAGAUAGUGUGGAGUUUUUGUUUUUUUUUUCUCAAAACUGUAACAAUCUGUCAUCGUGUGAAAUCCUCAGUUCGUUCCUGUGUUUUGAUCGUCUUAGCCUGCAUAACAGGAGAUUAUGAGCCAAGCGAGGCGCACGCGGUAUUUUGCGCAAAGUGGGAGACGAGGGGAGGAGCGUCGCGCUUCGCUCAAAAUUACGCAUACGCGUCGCUUGGCUUAUAAAGCGCCAGUUAUGCAUGCUACGAUCGUUUAUUUGAUAACCUCGAGUCUGGGAAAACAAAUUAAUGUUUAAAUUUUGGAAAGUCUGGACAAUGUCUUAAAUUUGCAUGCAAAGAUCUUUGCCCACCCUGCCUUGACUUAGCACGAGAAACUUUUUUUUACAUGUAGUAAUGCGAAAAGAUAACUGAAAGAUACUGCCAGGGCGGAUAAAGGUUGGUGAACUCGGUCAGCGUCGUGUUAUCAAGGAUCACCAUUGGUCUAAUAAAAAUUGCAUAUUCGUCCCAAUUAUUCAGCUUUAACAGUUAAACUAUUCCGUUGUCAUACUGAUAAGGAUAUCGUGUUGUGAAAAGGUAAACAAACUUUUUGUAUAUGACGUUAAACAAUGUAGCUUUUAGCGACUGGCCUGCGUUGUGUUUACUUUUCUUUCAAUGGACGCCGUGUUGUUAUUUGAACAAGUCGUGCAGUUUUCUGACGCUGUCUUCUUCGUUGCCAGAUGAAUACCACAGCAACAACAUAUCACAACACAAAACAAAACCAGUGUUUUAUAUUUUAUAUUGCUCCACCGGGGUCGACUUUUAGUCCAACAGGCUUUUUUUCUUGCGAAGUAGAACUCAUAGACACAUUUUGAAGGUUUUGCAACGUCCAACUUUACGACAAUGGCAUGGGUUGCGGCUCUUCACUCUUUAAAUUAUCUUAAAACGUUUGUUGGAGGCGAUGAGGUAAGAAUCGCUGUUUUUGCGUGGUGUACCAGUUGUUUGCAUUGUUUAAAUCUCCGACAUGAUCUCUUAGGACUUUAUACAAAUUCCUUGCACCUUUUGAGUGCAGCACAACUGGAAUGAAAUUUAUAUUAUACACUAGACAACUUUUAAGAUUUUUGUUAGUCAAACUUCUUAGCGACUGCCCACUGUCUUCAAUAAAUCCACAACCGAAGUGAAAUUUGUGUCGUAAGUUAGUGUUAUGAUUGGUGAAUAUUAAUUUCUUUUUGCUUUAAAUAAUAAUAAUUUGCUCAGCACUGUACACUUGUAUAACUUAUCAACUUCCACAUUAUACCCAGCUUAGUUCUAAAGACCGCAUUGCCGCCUGUUCUCGCGAAGAUUCCUUGUACGUCUUGUACCGGUCUAUUUGUCGGUAAGAGAAACUCUGGUAACGAAAUUGAUUGCGCCGGCGUCGUAUGCCUCGUGUGUCCUUGAAGGUGAUACAUCCACCAAAUUUCUUUUUCUUUUUUUUUUUUUCAACACCUUAUUUACAUUGACAUUUCAAUAGUAGAGAGUUGGCUUUCAACUUACCAAAGAACUGCCAUAAUGAUAUUAUGUCUGAUAAAAAGAAAAUAAUUAGACAGAGGGUAACGCCCAGUAUAGCCCUUGGGAUAUGUGAAUUGCACCCAAGUUAUAUUUAGACCAAUUAAACGCUUGAAAUUAAUCGGAAGUUGGUUUCCGAAGAGGUUUGCAAACUUCUAUUCAGUGUUGUCAAGAGAGAAUAAGGGGACGUUAUGCUCUGGCUCGUUGUGUGUCGCCAACACAAUAUUCUGCAUUGUUUGUUUUGAGGCAGUCAUGCGUGGACUUCAGAUGACGUUUCUAACAAUCGAUCAACAAGUGCAGAUGCCCGAGGAAUUAGACUUCCGUCUAAAAAACAAACUCUAAAAAUAGCCUUAGUGAAAUUCGCUUAUCCCGUCUAACGGCCUGAGAUUCCCCCUCUAUCCCAUUAAUCUCUCUGGUCUGAUUUGUUUUUGGUUUUUGUUCAUCUUACCUGACUUGACAGGUGAGCUUUGCUUGUAACUCCUCCAGGGUGCAAAGAAAAUCAUUUUUACAGCUUGCCAUUCGGGCAAGCUGAAGCUAGCAUUUACUAGCCCAGACGUCAUUUCAACUAGCCCCAAAAGCUUUUCGUCGGCAGAAUUGAUUUCACACUUCUUCUGUUAUUCGAAUUCCUCAAAGAACAUCACUUGCCCGUCGGGCAAGUUAAAAACAGAUUUCACUAGCCCCGGGCUAUCGGACACGACUUUCUUUGCACGCUGUCCUCACUGAUUACAAUACGGUUACGAUGUUAUGAACUGAAAACGUCUCGCCUAGUAUAAGGUCCUCAUGAGUGCUUGAGGUAGUACUGUGCUUGAUAUACCAUCCGCUGUCCAUGCGCCAUGCUCCUGCACUCCAGCCUCGUCCCCAGGGGCCUGUUUCCCGAAAGUCCCGGUAACUUUUCGGGCCCGGAAAGCUCUUUUGUCUUUGUUGUGUUUGCGUUCAAGAUCGAAGUUUCAGUAAUUUUUAAAAUAUGUAAUACAAUGCAACAUUUAGUGAACGAAGCAAUAUUGACUGGUUUGUGGGCUAAGAACUGUGCUGCUAUAACAGGUUUUAAUUUCAAAAUUUCCUUUCGGGUCGUUAGAAACGGGCCCCAGGGCUUUUCCCAAUCCCUGGGGACGAGAUUGCCCGCUCUCAUCCUCCCCUUUUUCGGGUAGGAACCAAGACUGGAAUCACGAGAGCGACGUACAUCGAACCUUGUCUAUUCACUUCACAAAUGAGUUUUCAAUUCUUUCUUUACCUCUAGGAAAAAGCAGAAAGCGAGCUCAAGAUGAACAUGGACGAUUUAGAGGCACAGCUAAGGUAAUUUGCUGACUAGUUUUCAUCAGUUUUCUCAAAUUGUCCGGUAUAUAUGGUAGUAAUAAUUGCUGAAAAAUUAAACUCUGUCGUAUCGUAUCAACAGCCACUCAUUAGAGCAAGGAAACCUAAAGGACAGGGAAAUAAAGAGCAUAAGAAGACAGUUAGACUCAAGGGAUGACGAGUUAGCUGAAAUGACAAGAGGAAGGGAAGUGGCUCUGAAAGAAAACAGGCGACUACAAGCAGAUUUAAACACCAUGACCGAGGAACAUCAGGUAUGGCUCAGUUAGUCUUAUUGUAGUAAGUUGUGUGAAGGAUUUCAGACGAGACUAAAUUUGCACCAUAUGAAUUUAUGCCUUAGUAAACAGCCGAGAUUUUGCGAAGCCACCACUGGUUUCCCGCGAAAUGACGUCUGAGAAACGAGCGCAGAAAUUCCAUACUGAUGACGCGUCACUAUCCAGAUCUGGUUAGUGCUGUGAUUGGUUGAAAAAUUGCUUCCACCAAUCAGAAGCUCUACCCAGAUCUGGGUAGUGACGCGUCAUCAGUAUGGAAUUUCCGCACUCGUUCCUCAGACCUCAUUUCGUGGGGAAACCAGUGAUGGUCUCGCGAAAUGUUCGCUGUUUUCACAUGCUAAUAAUUAUUUUUAUUUCAUUUUUUUUUCUUUCAGGCGAUUCAUCUGCAGCUACAGGAAGCGUUGGAAGAACAGGAAAGCCUCAAGGUUCAAAUAGCGGAAUAUGCCAGACAAGUGGCACGGGUAGAAGAACUGCUAGCUGAGAAGGUCAGUUUACUUACUUUAUACGCACGCGCAUUGGCCAUUUAGUUGCGAAUGAGACUGGCUCGGCGUCAUCGAAUUGUAUUAUGGGACUGUUUUUGGAACACUAUCUUUUCUUUUAUUGGCUGUAACAAAGUCGCGCAAGAAACUGGGUCAGAAUUGGACCAGAAAAAACAAUCCCAUAGUGCAGUUCGACACAAUGACCCAGUCUCACGCACAACCUCUAAAUGGCCAAUAACAUUAUUAGUUGUUUUAGCCGAUUUUUUUUGUGUUUUGUCAAGUGUAUGUUUUUGUUUCUGUUUUGCAACGUUUUUGUUGUUGUUUUCUUUAUCAAGAAAGUUAGUCGAGUUGUAAGUUUUUUUUAUACAAAAGCAGAGGCGUUCUAAUUGUUUUGUUUCUGGUUUAGCUGACAAUUGAUUUUUUUUGGCUAGUGGGAAAACCUUUUUUUAACCGGAAAUACAAGUACAAGUAUGUGCUUUGUUUUGCAUUGGAAUAUCAACGCCCUCAUAUGGUUAUAAAACUUAAGGUGUAUCAGGCUAUGUGUCAAUGGCUCCUCGUUUGUCUCGCGAGUGAGCGAGAAAUCUGCCCACGCGAGAAAACACAACACGCGGGGACGGAAAGAAAUUGACGCUAGCGUGUGUAGACAACUCUCGUGCGUACUCGUGUUGUUGCUUACUUGACGGUCCCUUUGAUAGAUAAGAAAGCGCUUGUAUUCUAAGUUUAGAUAUGAGCAACGAUUGACCAGUGUUUUAAACGCAGGAUCAAGAAAAAGAAGAAUUACUGGAACAGUAUCAGCUUCUCACCGGUGAAACAGAGAGGCUGGUGACAGAAUCAAAGUUGUCAGCUGGAAAAAUGUCCACCUACCACGUUGAACUGAUGGAUAAACAACGAUCAGAAAUGGAACUGAGAAUCAGAAAGAAAUUUGUGAACAGUGUUCUGGAAAAAUGUCCACUUCUGAGAAACCAGGCCCGUUGAACUGAUGGAUAAACAACGAUACGAAGAACCUGAGCACUCCAAAAAUGGAACUGAAUGGCGGAAAGAUUCAGACGGGUUUACGAUGUAGUGGGACGUGCGUGGGGCCAAUGAAAGUAAAGGCAACAAAAUUAAAGACUUUGACUCAUUUGAUAUCAUGUUUUUUAUUUAUUGAAACAAACAGAAUGCUGUAGUGUUAGGUUGACCAUUAAAACUACUUAAGUCCGUUUGACUCGUAGCUUGCCCCUGCGCCCUAACGGGCGCAUCUUCUUGGUUUUAAUGCGCCAUUUCAGUUUUUCUUGCGGGAAUCCCGCAAGGCCGCGGCCUGGUGAGAACACUGAGUGAAACUUCAUUCAGUUUUUUUUCUGUUACGCUGUCCCUUGGCUAGAAAAUCCAAAGCCAUUUUACCACCCAUUUAUAACUUGCUUGAAUGAGUUUCCCGCCUUUCGCGCCGGCCACCAGUAUUUGCUUGAUCUGGUUGGUUGUCGGUAUUUACUUGUGAUUGGCCAAAGUAAUGUAUUUGGGUCUGUGCUGACGAAAUUCAAUUAAAUUAAAAAUGAAUCGUGUAAUGAGAACAUUUCUUGUGGUAAAAACUUAACCAACGUUAACAAGGUCUUUGUUUUGACCAUGUAGAGUGUUUAAUUCUAAAUAAAAAUCGAUAACAAUCCAUUGUAUGGCAAAGUUACGUCUCGGAUAGCUAAAGAAGUUAAAUAUUUGAGUCUAUUCCUUUGACGAGUUUUCUUGAAAGUGAGAAAGGAAACAGGAAAACGGAAAACGUUUUAUCGUAAAUAAGUCUUAAAACGAUGAAUAAAAAAUGUGGGGAAAAAAUUACAAAAAGAAUUGACAAGUUAUUCUGAAGACCCAACGAUUAUGAAAAUGUGUAAGGGGCAAAAUAUUAACUGGUAUAGAAAUGAUUUAUUUUGAUUUGUUUUGUUUACAAAUUAUUUCGUUAGGUGCAAGACGCACUUGCUAAUAAACGGCGACGUAUGAGAAGGGAUAUUGAUCAUCGACGAUUAUCCUCUCACGAAUACUCAAGUUAAAUUGAUACUUAAGUUACGUUUAAGCAAUUAAAUUGAGAUAAUAACGUACUCCUCAAUCCAAUACACUCUUUAACAUCACUCAAGACAGGAUAAUCUAACUUAUUCUUCACCUUAAGAAAGGAUUUUACAAAUGUUUACAUUAAAAAUAUAUAAUCAUUGAGGAACCCAUGACGAUAAUCCAGCUACAUAUCGUAAGAUUAUUGUUAGAAAGCAAUUUCAUAUAUUACAUGUAUUUAAAAUUCCGAUAAAUUAGUUGAGAACAAAUGUUAAAUUAGUAAGAAGUUUAAGUCUGUUAAAGCUUGUAAACGCAUAAAUUUCCUUUCUACGAUAAGCUUAUAGUUUUUAUCUCCCAAACAUCUCUACUCUGAUAUAAAAUUUCAUAAAACCUAAAAUAAAAAAAAUAUAUAUAUAUUGUUCCGGGAAAUAAAUUAUUCUUUAACUGUUCGUUUAUUUAUGAUAAUGGUAUUUUGUUUGAUAUAAUGUACCUUCGUAAUGUAUACACUCUAUUAGUGAAAUAAAUGCAGCUAUAAAUGUACGGUUUUCUUAUUGCGAUUUUAAAGAAAAAAGGGGCGAGAGUGAAUAAUCUACUGUACAUCAAAGAUAAUGACAUAUCAGUUAAUUUUAAAGAGCUAAAACAAAUAAAGGUGACCUUAUCCUCCUCAUAACUUGAUGUCCUUAGUGUGUUAAAAAGUUAAUUUAAAUAUAUAUAAAUCCUCGGACGAGGAUGAUUGUGUCACUUGAGUGCAAUGAAAAGGGCGUCAGGCGUGUUUCAACCUUCGUGUUUUACGUUCGUCUCUGAAACGCAUAAAAAAGCUGUAUUGCGAACUGUGAACUGCACACAAACUGAAUGAACGUCGAGCAGACAAUAUUAGCUCGAACAACUUUUUUUCCCUCCACUGACAGUCUGUUUCAGGCUCUUGGUAAGUGGGAACGACCGAAAAGAAAAGAAAACAAGCAAUUACAGGCAAGGACUCGGUUUUCUUUACGUUCUUUCUCACUAAAUGGGAGCCUGGAACAGACUAUUCUGCUCGCGCUCGUUGCUACCAUUUCAAACGACCUCUCCCCAGACCCUUCUUCCCACGCAGAACGGCGAGGCGGGAAAGUAGUCUUGACGGACGAGACCCCUUCGUAAAAGUUAACAAAACGUUGUCUUUGGAACAUGUGCAUUAUUUUAGUCGGGAAACGCUUUUUAUAGGGAAUUAGACCAAGUUAGUGUCCGUAUUGGAAAAAUGGGGUUGGAAAAACUACCUUUCCUUCUCCCCCUCGUAAUAAUGUAUGGGACAUUAUGUAACUGUAACGAAUUAUCCAAUCAGUAUAGCGCAUCUCAUCAAGCUUAUGAAAUUCAAGUGACCAGCCUUACCAGAUCCCUCGCUCAAAUGGAAGAACAGCUCAGACUGGCUAAUGAGGACAGGGUAAGUGGUUUUCAGGAUAUUUCGCUUUUUAUGGCGACAGAUUUGGCGUUCAGGUUUAGCUUGUACAACAGGCGUUUUGGGGGGCCAUAUCUCGAUUCAUUCCCAUCAUUUGUAUACCCAAAGUCAGGGAGUGCUUCUGACCCCGGCUUCUGAUCGAGGGUCACAACGCUCUUGCUCCAGCGCUGUGCUUUGGGUAAGUUUCACGUGAUAGAAGGCCAAAACGUGCGUGAUCAGAUUUCACGUGAUAGAUGGCACAAACACGCGCAUGAUCAGAUUUACUUUUAUGCGUUCCAUAAGCUUUCCAUUUAUUCUCAGUGGAAGUCCAAGUGAGUGAAUGCUGGCUACAUAAGUGCUAAACGCGCGUAAUAGUAACCGGGACAUUACGAUUGCGGGCUCCUCUUGUCGCCCGCGACAAAUGAACUUGUCUUCAGCUGAUAUUCUUUUGAAGUGGACGCUAGCGGAAGUCCCGUUAGGUUUAGUCUCCAGCCUUGGGUCCCGUGGGUGUUUGUAAAUACAGGUGUUAAAGAAAAAGUUUUAUUGUUGCAAUGUUUUAAAAAUUGUUGUUGUUUUUUUUCUUUAUUUGGUAGGAGAGUAUGAUGCAAGAUCUGACAGCUGUCAGAGAACUAUGCAUGAAACUUGACCAAACACGAGAGUCGCUUUCCAGGCAACUUGCUGCGAAAGCUUUAGACCAUGAUCAGGUACUCAAUUCUGUGAAUUCGCACCGAAAAUUUAACCUAAUGUAGCAUCAAAGUGGAUGAAAGCUUAAGAUAUGAAAAGUAUUUUUAAAAAGAACGCUUGGUCGCAGACUGCUAAACCCGCCCUUUAAGAAGCCUACUAUACACAAACGUACAGCUCGCUAGAGUGCGCUUGUAAUUGUAGACGAAAGUAAAGGGCAAAGGCGUGAUCUUGAGGAGGGAUAGCUCUGCUUAAUAAGGCCACGAUGAUAUCAUUUGCGCUAUGGUUGCAACUGUGACUUUGUGGAACCUCCAAUUGCAAUAAAGUUAAAAGCUCAACAUGACUGCUCGCAGGCUAGUAUUGCUUGUUGAGUCGCAAGCCAGUUAAGCUUGCACAACCAAUCAAAACCUUAAUUUGAUUGGUUUUAUUCGUUGCUCUGUUUUCAAGAUUGUUUUCCUUUUUGUUUUUAGUUGCGUGAGCUACUCGAUGAGGCCAAGAUUGAAACAGACACUUUACGGCAAAAGGUUUGGCACCGAUAACUCUAGUCUCCUACGUAAGCAGAGCAGGUGUUAUUAGAGUCGUCACGUAAAGCUCUCUCUGGAACAUUGCCUGACGACCCAAGUAACGGCUGUGAGAUAAGCGUUGGGUUUGAUACCGUAAAUUUCCGAAGAGUAACGACGCUCCGACACUUUUGUGAUUAAAAAUGAUCGCCGCGCGCAAAGACUAAAUCCAACCGUUCACAAUAGGGCCAUUUAUACGAGGAAAAAUGAGACGCGUCUUACAUAAGACGCGUCUUAAAUAAGACGCGAACUGUACCACUUAUACGAGCAUGUCUUAUCUAAGACGAGAACAGCUCGUAUAAAUGGUUCGCGUCUUAUCUCUGUUCUUGACUCGUUUUCAUUUGAAUGUUGCCCGUAGCAACGGCAACCAACAAGGCGCGAAAAUUUUCCCGCCAAAAAUUAACGCAUGCGUACCAUGCGUUCGCGUCUUAUUUAAGACGCGGAGGUCUUUUAUGCGAAGUUUUUCUCGUCUUAACUAAGUCGCGUCUUAUUUUAGACGAAAUGUGCCGUUUAUACGGGAAGUUCGCGUCUUAUGUAAGACCCGUCUUAUUUUUCCUCGUAUAAAUGGCCCUAAUAUGACUUAAUACGGUAGUAAUGGGAACUGACUGCUGCUAACAUUGGGUGCGUUCCUUUGGGAUGAUCUGGAUCAGGAUUAAUGAUCCGAGAUCGUUCGGAUCGUGAUGCAUCAAAGAAACCGAUGAAUCCUUUCCCAGAGUUGAUUCGUCGGUUUCUUUGAUGUUCUAUGAUCCAAGUGAUGUCAAAUCACUGAUCUGAAUAUAUGAAAGCUCGCACGUUACGUCAAAGUAGAGCGAGGUUCAACUUACGUUAACGCGCGACCUUCCAUACAUUGCCUCUAUUUCAUUAACGCGCGUUAAAUUUCGUUCGUACUUACGUAAAAAUUACGCGACAGUGGAAAUCCGCCUUUAAUGUUGGAAGCCAAAGUUUCUUUUGGAGCAAACUUGUUUGUAUAUCUUUAGGCUUGAUAGCAACGGUAAUUAGCAAUCUCAGUGACUAUUAGACAAAAAAGUUAAAACACUUAUUCAACCCCCUAAGACAUUUAAAAUAAUGUUUAGAAUUAACGGACGCGUUAAAUGUUUCAAAGACCUUGCCGUUGAUGCCUUUAUUGUUCACAGGUGUUCUCAGAGAAAGAAACCGUUAGAAGUCUUGAGGGAGUUCUUGCAAAACAAAGAGAAAAAGUAUUAUAUUAUUUAUCAUUUCUUCAUUGCCAAAAACUGGCGACAUCAGAAAGCUUAGUUACAAUAAACUUUUACCAUCCACGCAGGAAUUCGUUGGACGAAAAUCUCUGGAAAACACGAUGGACGAAGUGGACAGACUAAAAGACAGGCUGGCAAAAACAGACCAGGAAAAGUAAGUUUGUAUAACGCCCCACUGUUGGGUGGUGGAGGGCAAACCAUACAUGUCAGCUUGUGUUUUCUCACCAGUGUCCUAACUUUUACUCAGCCAUUGGCCUUAUUCGGCUUAAGUCAGACACGCAAAAGAAUUGUCGUUUAAAUGAAAGACUAUUGUCAAACGGAGGACACAAACACGACUCGCUAAACCCUGGUAUCUCAAGUUAAAAAAAGCACAAACUGCUGUGGUGCAGUCUGUCGAAUUUGAUGUCAUGGUUUGGUGUUUUGCAGAACCUAUCAGCGGCAGGAGGUCAACACGUUACGCAAAGCUUCAGAGAGACUUGAAGACGAAGUGUCUAAACUAAAGAAACAAUUAGCAAAUGAGAAGUUUGAAAGGUAUAUAGUGACAAGAUAGUGUACUACCCAUAAGAUUUAUGUACAUACCGUAAAAUUCCGAAAAUAAGCCCCUCCAAACAUAAGCCCCCCAAACAGGUAACGCAAAAAACCCUCCGUUAAAUCGCCCCUCCAAAUAUAAGCCCCCCGGGGGGCUUGUACUUGGAAAAUUUCCCUCAAAUACAAAGUAAAACAAAGUAAAAACGGUAAAUUUACUUCCAACUAUAAGACUAGCCCAAUCGAUUUUGAAACGCAACUUUCCCUCCCUAGAUAAGCCCCUCCGAAUAUAAGCCCCUCAAAAGGGGACUUUGAAAAAUAUAAGCCCCGGGGCUUAUUUUCGGAAUUUUACGUUAUAAACUUUGGCCAUGUGAAUCAUCAGACACACCAGAUUAAACCUUGCCAAAUUAGAUUUUUAGGUUGCUGUUCCUACAAUUUACCAUCAUACUUGCCUGAUCAAGACUUUAGAGAAGAAAUGUUGGAACAACAUUUAUAUAAAGAAGAGGAAGCUUUAGAGCUUCUGUAAUCACAAAACCGGGGAAAGCAGGUCAGGUUGCCGUAUUCAAGUGGACGGAAUUGGGGAUUUUGUUCAAAACAAUCAGCCUGUAUACAAUCCCAUUCUAACCGUGGGUAAUGUUUGAUUUCCACUGACGCGUUUUUGGCUACUCACGUUAACGCACGUAAAUUUUAAUCACGUAAACAAAAUAGAGGCAAGAUAUAAAGUGUUGAGAUUAAAUGUGAAGAUGAGGGAGGUUCUACUUUUACGCUUACGUGCGACCUUUCAUACAUUGCCUGUAUUUUAUUUGCUAACGUAAAUUUUACGCACGUAUGCACGUAAACAUUACACAACAGUGGAAAUCAACUAAAGGUGAUGUCACACGAGACGAUUUUUAGCGCAACACAGCGUUGCAACAUUGUUGUGACAUUGUUUCGAAUAGGUACAGUAUUGUUCCAACAUUGCAACGCUCUGUUGCGCUAUAAAUCGUCGUUGCCAUCACCUUAGUACACAAAAGAUUGUUGGGGCCCUUCCUCAAAGCGAGCUAACGAUGUUACUACGACUGUGUAAUUCCUCCAACAGAGAAAGAUUAUUACAAGAAACAAGUCGAAGAGAGAGGGAUAUCACGGGCUCAGCCUCAAGUAAGUCUGUUAAUAUUAGCUUUUUUGCGUCCGGGGUUCGCACAGAUUUUUGGAACCAAAAUUCAAGACUUUUCCAGACGUUUUUCCAAAACUUUUAUCAAUAUAUUUUCCAGACUCGAGGUUAUCAAACAGAUGAUCAAACGAGACCUUUAAAAAAAGGCAAAAACAAAGCUGUUUUCAUGAUGUGCUGCGCACGUGGUUUAUUGAAGUUUGUUGAUUGACAUAUUUCCAUGGAAGUUACAUUAGGAAGAGCCACCCACAAUGUUAGCACAGUUACUGACAAGGUAUACGAGUAGGAAAACAACCCAAAGAAAAUGCUUAGUAAAGUACCAGUGGGACCAAAGUGUCUCAAUCUUGUGAGAAUUCCAAGAGAUUUGCUGAUCUUUGAGGCGACAUUGAAUAAGAUUUGACGAAAACGAGAAAACUUCACCUAUAAAGCACUAGUUGUGGCUUAAAAAUUUACCAUUUUUCCAGACCUCAUCUCUAUUUUCCAGACUUUUUCCAGGUCUUGAAAAGUGUCGGGCAAAUUUUAAGACUUUUUCAAGAAUUCAAGACUCCGUACGAACCCUGGUUUUCUUCCGAAAGCGUUGAAAAUCACAAUAUUUUAAGAAAAUAUCGCACUUUUGCGGCGUAAAAUAAUUAAAAGUAACAAGGAAAAGAUUUUGUUCGAGCGGUAGUCUUGUAGGGAUUUAUCUAUAGCACCCGCAGCGCUCACUUGAUUAGUCACUCUCCCCAACUCUUGGUCAGUAGAAAGUCCAAAUCAAUCGCACAGCAAAAUACGUCAUAUUUAUAUUCAUGACUGGUUUAAUUUACUUGUGUUGUGCUCCUACUUUUCCUUGUUUUCCUCAGGGACGGGGCGGGAGGAUAAGAAAGUUCUCGUAUUUCACCACUUCUGACAAAGCAACAGCUUCGGAGGCGGAUCAACUCCAAGAAAUAUUAAAAGUGGGUGAAACCAGUCUGUGUAACAUUUUCUACUACUUUCUUUUUCUACUCUCUACAGGAGAAUCAUUGACGAGCCGUUACUCUCGCAACACGGACCAAAGACUUCACACUUCGUUCAGCAGUGGUGAAUUUGCGAGGCUAAAGCCAAAAGACAUGUCUUCACCUCUGGUCUCUGAUCACAGCGACAACGGGCGAAGAGUCAUUUCACCAAUCCGCAGGCGAAGCGAUGAUGACGUAUGUAUUUCAGCAAACUCAUCCCCAGGUUUUUUUUGCGUUCGCAAUGUAUAGGGUGAUGUUCUCUCCUAUUCCAAAGGAGCGUACAUAGCUACGGCGACGAAAGUGUAAAUGAAACUAGAACGUGCAACUUGCUUUGCAACACGCCAAACCUUGUUUGACAAGCGUGAAAAUAUUGUCUCGAAAAACGUUCCUCUAAACUUUCCCUUCCAUCACCAGAUCUUUUUGUAAAAGACCAGAAAACAUUAAUUUAAGUGAAGAUCACACAAAACGCGCAAGGAAUAGCCCUGUCACGUUUGUCACACACAAACUUUUCGCCGUCCUCUUUUUUCUCCUCUCCUGUUGCGUAAACUCACUAAUAUGUUAGAGACGCAACCAAGUUAGAAAAAAGAAAGGCAACACCGUUGCCAGGCGUUCAGGUGCUCUAUAAAACGCCCCAGAGGAUGGCAAAAAGUGUAUCAAAAACGCGCCGCUCUUGCCUUGGUUGUGAAAGCUAUUGUUUUUCUUGUCAUUGUUGUUGCCGUCGUCGGUGUGAAACCUCCUGUAAAGCCUUCUCACCGAUUUCACACUUCCUUGUUGCAGGACUCCUCAGAUGCAAGUUGACGAAAACCAUAAUGAUAUGAAGUCGGCUGAUAUCACCUCAUUACUGAAGUACCGCCCAGAUUUGGUCUUAGAAACAGGAAAGAACAGCCAAUCCAAGCGGCAAGGCCUAUUUAACUUAUACGUGCCUGAAGAGGAAUACGGUUUUUGCAAACUCUGAAGAAGAGUAUUUUUACAUACUUACGUUUGAAACAUAUCCAAAUUUAGUGGGAAAAUUCAAAUUGUAACAUAUUGUAUUCAUGCGAGAUUUUUAUGAAGUCAUAAUGUAUAUAAGAGAGUUUAAUAGUGGUAUAACCAUAUGUAUUGAAAUUCUACGCGCAACCAACAAGUUUCAUGAGCUUCAACACCAAGCCACGUUUGGUGUUUCACUCACUGUUGGUGUUCACUCCCCCAGAUAUCCAGUUUAAGUGCAUUCCAGGAAGGACACAUAUUAUAGAAGGCUUCGCUCAAGUUUGCAUGAAAACAACCGUUCGCGCUAAUAGAUCCCAAGGGACUCGCUGUCUUGCACUCAAGAGCUUUUUUACUUUCUUUUUAAGGCGUAUAUCGCGCGUUUAUCCAGAGAUCUAAUACUUUAAUUUGGCUGUAGAAUCUCUGUUAACGAACCGGCAUAAACCUGCUAGUUUUCCAAUUUUUUCUUGAACUCCAUGAGUUGAGCAUCUUACUGAUUAAGACGGACGCAGUGUGCUGUUUUCAGUGUGUAACCAUUAAUUCUACGGUCGAAUAUAUCUUGAUAAGUCCAACGUUACAAAUGAAACUCUUCUCAAAAGCAAAUAUAGGGACAAACUACUACAUUGUUUUUCUCUCUAAAAAACGCUUCUUCUCAUAAACGUCAUUACCCUGUUACAUUAAAAUCUUACAUCACAAAAAUUAGUUAAUUCCCCGACUGCAGAAAAAUAGUGAAGUUCUUGAUAAUAUCAUUCGAGUUGCUAUGUAGCAAAAAUUGCAAAUAAGACUCAUGCCUGGAAAAUAUGAAGAUCUAAAUGUGAUCUCAAGAGUUAUGUAGAAGUUUAAAAUUAUGAAAGUGAGUUUAGUGCUUUAAGAGUGUUUACUAGGAAAUCAAAUUACUUUGUUGACAGAGGAAUAAAUUUACCACAUCAAAUGAUUAUCAGUUAUUGGUCCUGUCUUUUCAAUUUAAAAUUAAUAAUCUCUUA
This is a messenger RNA of Porites lobata, 28980 nucleotides long. Lineage: Eukaryota; Metazoa; Cnidaria; Anthozoa; Scleractinia; Poritidae. The record is from the annotation of a GenBank genome assembly.